UUUUCAAAUCAUUCUGUUGCCGUGAGCCUUCGAUUCACAACGUAACGACAGUUUUCGUGUUUGAUUCUUCCUUUGGGUUAUUCUCAAUCUCUACCUGACUCUUCAAAAUGCGUGAAUGCAUCUCAAUCCACGUUGGCCAAGCCGGAGUGCAGAUUGGCAAUGCCUGCUGGGAGCUGUACUGCCUGGAGCAUGGCAUCCAGCCUGAUGGUCAGAUGCCCAGUGACAAGACCAUCGGAGGUGGUGACGACUCCUUCAACACCUUCUUCAGUGAGACUGGCGCUGGCAAACAUGUGCCCAGAGCUGUCUUUGUUGACCUGGAACCAACUGUAGUCGAUGAGGUACGCACCGGCACCUACCGACAGUUGUUUCAUCCUGAGCAACUUAUCACAGGCAAGGAGGAUGCUGCCAACAACUAUGCCAGGGGUCACUACACCAUCGGCAAAGAAAUCGUCGACUUGGUGCUGGAUAGGAUCCGCAAAUUGGCUGAUCAGUGCACUGGCUUGCAAGGUUUCCUCAUCUUCCACAGCUUUGGUGGGGGCACUGGCUCUGGCUUUGCUUCUCUCCUGAUGGAGAGACUGUCAGUUGAUUACGGCAAGAAGUCCAAGCUGGAGUUUGCCAUCUACCCAGCCCCACAGGUCUCCACUGCUGUUGUUGAGCCCUACAACUCCAUCCUGACCACCCACACCACCCUGGAGCACUCUGACUGCGCCUUCAUGGUCGACAAUGAGGCUAUCUAUGACAUCUGCCGUCGUAACCUCGACAUCGAGCGCCCGACCUACACAAACCUCAACCGUCUGAUCGGUCAGAUUGUGUCCUCCAUCACCGCGUCUCUUCGCUUUGAUGGUGCCUUGAAUGUGGAUCUGACUGAGUUCCAGACCAACUUGGUCCCGUACCCAAGAAUCCACUUCCCUCUGGUCACCUAUGCACCUGUUAUCUCUGCUGAGAAGGCCUACCACGAGCAGUUGAGUGUCGCUGAGAUCACCAACGCCUGCUUCGAGCCGGCCAACCAGAUGGUGAAGUGUGAUCCCCGUCACGGCAAGUACAUGGCCUGCUGCAUGCUGUACCGUGGCGAUGUUGUCCCUAAAGAUGUGAAUGCAGCCAUUGCUACCAUCAAGACCAAGCGCACCAUCCAGUUCGUGGACUGGUGUCCAACUGGCUUCAAGGUGGGAAUCAACUACCAGCCACCCACCGUCGUGCCUGGCGGUGAUCUGGCCAAGGUGCAGCGUGCCGUCUGCAUGCUGAGCAACACCACGGCCAUCGCCGAGGCCUGGGCUCGUCUGGAUCACAAGUUUGAUCUGAUGUACGCCAAGCGUGCCUUCGUCCACUGGUACGUGGGAGAGGGUAUGGAGGAGGGUGAGUUCUCUGAGGCCCGUGAGGAUCUGGCUGCCCUGGAGAAAGAUUACGAGGAGGUCGGAGUCGACUCAGUCGAAGGGGAGGCUGAGGAGGAGGGUGAAGAAUACUAAACUCAGGAAGAUUCAUUCACAAUGGAAACAAGUGAUAGAUUUGACAAUUAAUGAACAAAAAAACUAAUCGCAUCGCAAUAAAUUGAAGUUUUUAGUUUGAAAUAAAAUCCAGUUUUAGCAAAUGAAAGUUGACGUUCAGUCAGUUCGUUGAGUUGACAAAUAGGAAG
This is a messenger RNA of Patiria miniata (bat star), 1630 nucleotides long. Its product is annotated as tubulin alpha chain, testis-specific. The transcript has 4 exons. The record is from RefSeq and is a predicted model, not a curated record. Gene Ontology annotation, cellular component: microtubule; cytoplasm. Gene Ontology annotation, biological process: mitotic cell cycle; microtubule cytoskeleton organization. Lineage: Eukaryota; Metazoa; Echinodermata; Asteroidea; Valvatida; Asterinidae. The coding region runs from base 108 to 1463 and encodes 451 amino acids. Gene Ontology annotation, molecular function: structural constituent of cytoskeleton; GTP binding.